Messenger RNA from Coregonus sp. 'balchen', 17969 nucleotides. NCBI's taxonomy places the organism in Eukaryota, Metazoa, Chordata, Actinopteri, Salmoniformes, Salmonidae. The record is from the annotation of a GenBank genome assembly.
AUGUCUGAACCCAAGUCCCCGGUUUCUUACUGUGGUCUUCCAGCACAGAGAAGCUCACAGUGGGGUCCAGAGAUGGUCUUAGUGAAGCUGGAGGACUGUAGUCAACCACUGGAACUCAAUGUGAUAGUCAAAGAGGAAGAGGAGGAGAGAGAAGUCAAAGAAGAGGAGCUAGGGAUUAAAGAGGAGGUGGAGGAGAGAGCGUUCAAAGAGGAGGCAGAGGAGAGAGCAUUCAAAGAGGAGGUGGAGGAGAGAGCAUUCAAAGAGGAGGUGGAGGUGAGAACAUUCAAAGAGGAGGCAGAGGAAAGAGCAUUCAAAGAGGAGGUGGAGGAGAGAGCAGUCACAGAAGUGGAGAACACGGAAGAGGAGGAAGAAGUAGAUGGUAACACUGACCCAGGUAAGUUAAGUUGUUUAGGAUGGAGAGAGGUUGGUGCAUUGGCAGACACGGGGGAUUCCAGAACUAUUGUUGGGUCUUUCCACCAAUCUGGUGCCUUUUUCUGAAGAGUAACUUGGUUUCACCUAAUUUUAAAGGGGCAGUGCAGUUAAAAAACGGGAUGUUCCUGUUUUCAAAAUAAUUCCUGGAAUUUCAGCCUGUUCAGUUGGGAUGGAGUUUUUGGCCCUGAUCACUUUGAAGGGGUUAGCGGGGUAGGCUCUCGAGUCUAGACGAUCCUAUCCACCAUUCAGGGCUGUGUAUGUAAAUAUAUUUUCAUUUGUAUCAAUAUGCCCACAAGAUCAGACUGAGCAUUUCAAUGGCAAAAGGAGGCUAAGUGAAAUAAAUGAUAAAAAAUAUAUUUGGAGUUAUUUUCAUGAAAUAAACACACGCAGUGAUUUAUUAGACAUACAGUGAUGAUUUAAAAGUACUGCAUUGGGGCUUUUACACUCUGGGCCUCUGUUUUCAGCUGGUGGUUAGGAGGCCCAAGUGUCAAACACACGUUAGUUUGGAAUUUCGUCAUGUAAAAACAUGAGCACUGGCAUUUUCCAGACCUAACACCAGGUUCGGCAAUGUACACUACCGUUCCAAAGUUUGGGGUCACAUAGAAAUGUCCUUGUUUUUGAAAGAAAAGCAAUUUUUUCGUCCAUUAAAAUAACAUCAAAUUGAUCAGAAAUACAGUGUAGACAUUGUUAAUGUUGUAAAUGGCUAUUAUAGCUGGAAACUCCGGGAUGCUGACCUUCUAGGCAGAGUUGCAAAGAAAAAGCCAUAUCUCAGACUGGCCAAUAAAAAGAAAAGAUUAAGAUGGGCAAAAGAACACAGACACUUGACUUUUUCUUUGCAACUCUGCCUAGGUCGGCAUCCCAGAGUCGCCUCUUCACUGUUGACGUUGAGACUGGUGUUUUGUGGAUACUAUUUAAUGAAGCUGCCAGUUGAGGACCUGUGAGGCGUCUGUUUCUCAAACUAGACACUCUAAUGUAUUUGUCCUCUUGCUCAGUUGUGCACCGGGGCCUCCCACUCCUCUUCCUAUUCUGGUUAGAGCCAGUUUGCGCUGUUCUGUGAAGGGAGUAGUACACAGCGUUGUACGAGAUCUUCAGUUUCUUGGCAAUUUCUCGCAUGGAAUAGCCUUCAUUUCUCAGAACAAGAAUAGACUGAUGGGUUUCAGAAGAAAGUUAUUUGUUUCUGGCCAUUUUGAUCCUGUAAUUGAACCCACAAUUGCUGAUGCUCCAGAUACUCAACCAGUCUCAAGAAGGCCAGUUUUCAGCUGUGCUAACAUAAUUGCAAAAGGGUUUUCUAAUGAUCAAUUAGCCUUUUAAAAUGAUAAACUUGGAUUAGCAAACACAACGUGCCAUUGAAACACAGGACUGAUGGUUGCUGAUAAUGGGCCUCUGUACGCCUAUGUAGAUAUUCCAUAAAAAAUCAGCCGUUUCCAGCUACAAUAGCCAUUUACAACAUUAACAAUGUCUACACUGUAUUUCGGAUCAAUUUGAUGUUAUUUUAAUGGACAAAAAAAGUGAUUUCUUUGGAAAACAAGGACAUUUCUAUGUGACCCCAAACUUUUGAACGGUAGUGUACCUGUCUAACAUCAGCUCACUUGCGCUAAGGUGGGAGGGGUGACAAUAUUUGAGGCGUGUCCUUUAAAAACACAUGCAAAAUGGACAGUUUCAUGCAGCGCUAAAGGGAACGUUUAUGACCCACAAACAGCAGGUCUUCUAGGUAAGCACAGCCUAUCCAUCCAUGACACACAAUGCCCACAAGCAUUUCGCUACACCCGCUAUAACAUCUGCUAAACACGUGUAUGUGACAAAUCAAAUUAGAUUUGAUUUGAAGAGAGAUGUUCAUUUUGUGCUGGUGAAUCUCGUAUUUAGGAACAUACAAAAAUUAUUGGUUUUCCCCCAUUUUGUUUAAUUUGAUUAAAAACCAAGCAUAGCCUACCCUCCUCCUAAAUCAUGGCUGGUUUAGCAGCAUCGGAUAGGAGCAUCUUUUUAUCCUGGCCAGUAGCCGAUGAAUAAAGGGGUUUCAAGUGGUCUGCUGAGAGUGCCUUGAAAUACUUUUUUGUCAUGUAGUGUAUGUGGACACCUGCUCGUCUGAACAUCUCAUUCCAAAAUCAUGGGCAUUAAUAUGGAGUUGGUCCCCCCUUUGCUGCUAUAACAGCCUCCACUCUUCUGAGAAGGCUUUCCACUAGAUGUUGGAACAUUGCUGCGGGGACUUGCUUCCAUUCAGCCACUAGCAGUAGUGAGGUUGGGCGCUGAUGUUGGGCGAUUAGGCCGGGCUCGCAGUCGGCGUUCCAAUUCAUCCCAAAGGUGUUCGAUGGGGUUGAGGUCAGGGCUCUGUGCAGGCCAGUCAAGUUCUUCCACACCGAUCUCGACAAACCAUUUCUGUAUGGACCUCGCUUUGUGCACGGGGGCAUUGUCAUGCUGAAACAGGGAAGUGCCUUCCCCAAACUAUUGCCACAAAGUUGGAAGCACAGAAUUGUCUAGAAUGUAAUUGUAUGCUGUAGCAUUAAUAUUUAUCUUCACUGGAACCAUCAAAAACAGCCCCAGGCCAUUAUUUCUAAUCCACUAAACUUUACAGUUGGCACUAUGCAUUCGGGCAGAUAGCGUUUUCCUGGCAUUUGCCAAACCCAGAUUUGUCCAUCGGACUGCCAGAUGGUGAAGCGUGAUUCAUCACUCCAGAGAACACGUUUCCACUGCUCCAGAGUCCAAUGGCGGCAGGCUUUACACCACUCCAGCCGACACUUGUUAUUGCGCAUGGUGAUCUAAGGCUUGUGUGCGGCUGCUCGGCCAUGCAAACCCAUUUCAUGAAGCUCCCGACUAACAGUUAUUGUGCUGACAUUGUUCCAGAAGCAGUUUGGAACUCAGUAGUGAGUGUUGCAACUGAGGACAUAUUAAUUUUACGCACUUCAGCACUAGGCGGUCCUGUUCUGUGAACUUGUGUAGCCUACCACUAUCUGUCUUCAUUUGAGAGUGGUUACAUAUCUCAAAGCCCAUCCCUCAGAUUUUUACCAAAACAGAGAUGGGGUGGUACUUUGUUAUUGUUUAAUUAAGGAUUCUAGCUUUAAAGACAAAGUGCAAAAAUGUUUUAUAUCAUAUUGUACGACAGCUGAUGAAACUAACUCUGUAAAAUAAUGAUUUUUAAUCAGUUAUUUCCUGAUAGUUGCUGGUUGAAAAUACAAUUUACACAGAACCUUCUAAUCAGCAGACUUGCGUGGACUGGAGUUUAAGCUUUCCAUGGUUAUAUCACCAUGUGGUAAAUUGUUACAAAAUUCUUGCUGGAGAAAGUUAUUUUUGCUAAAAAGCAAUUUUGUUCCCAUUUUAAUGGAAAUCUACACUGAAUAAAAUAUAAACCCAACAUGUAAAGUGUUGGUCACAUGUUUCAUGAGCUGAAAUAAAAUAUCCCAGAAAUGUUUCAUAUGCACAAAAAGCUUAUUUAUCUGAAGUUUAUGGCACAAAUUUGUUUACAUCCCUGUUAGUGAGCAUUUCUCCUUUGCCAAGAUAUAUUCCAUCCACCUGACAGGUGUGGCAUAUCAAGAAGCUGAAUAAACAGCAUUAUCAUUACACAGUGCACCUUGUGCUGGGGACAAUAAAAGGCCACUCUAAAAUGUGCACUUUUGUCACAAAACUCAAUGCCACAGAUGUCUCAAGUUUUGAGGGAGCAUGCAGUUGGCAUGCUGACUGCAGUAAUGUCCACCAGAGUUGUCUCCAGAUUAUUUAAUGUUAAUUUCUCUACCAUAAGCCGCCUCCAACUUUGUUUUAGAGUAUAUGGCAGUACGUCCAACCGGCCUCACAACUGCAGACCAUGUGUAACCACGCCAGCACCGGACCUCCACAUCCGGCUUCUUCACCUGCGGGAUCAUCUGAGACCAGCCACCCAGACAGCUGAUGAAACUGUGGGUUUGCACAACUGAAGAAUUCUGCACAAACUGUCAGAAAUCGAUUCAGGGAAGCUCAUCUACAUGCUCGUCGUCCUCACCAGGGUCUUGACCUGACUGCAGUUCGGUGUCGUAACCAACUUCAGUGUGCAAAUGCUCACCUUCGAUGGCCACUGGCACGCUGGAAAAGUGUGCUCUUCACAUAUGAAUCCCGGUUUCAACUGUACCGGCGUCGUGUGGGCGAGCGGUUUGCUGAUGUCAAUGUUGUGAACAGAGUGCCCCAUGGUGGCGGUGAGGUUAUGGUAUGGGCAGGCAUAAGCUACGUACAAUUAACAAGAUAGUGUGGUGAAGGAGGCGCAACAGUGCCUCUUCAACCUAAGGAGGCUGAAUAAAUUAGUCUUGGUCCCUAAGACCCUCACAAACUUUUACAGAUGCACAAUUGAGAGCAUCCUGUUGGGCUGUAUCACCGCCUGGUACAGCAACAGCACCGCCCACAACCGCAGGGCUCUCCAGAGGGUGGUGCGGCCUGCACAAUGCAUCACCAGGGGCACACUGCCUGUCCUCCAGGACACCUACAGCACCCAAUGUCACAGGAAGGCCAAAAAGAUCAUUAAGGACAUCAACCACCCGAGCCAUGGCCGGUUCACCCCGCUGCCAUCCAGAAGCCGAGGUCAGUACAGGUGCAUCAAAGCUGGGACCGAGAGACUGAAAAACAGCUUCUAUCUCAAGGCCAUCAGACUGUUAAAUAGCCAUCACUAGCCGGCUACCACCCGGUUACUCAACCCUGCACCUUAGAGGCUGCUGCCCUAUAUACAUAGACAUGGAAUCACUGGUCAAUUUAAUAAUGGAACACUAGUCACUUUAAUCAUGUUUCCAUACUGCGUUACUCAUUUCAUAUGUAUAUACUGUAUUCUAUUCUACUGUAUUUGUAAAUGAUUUUCCGACAUUCCUCGUCCUAAUAUUUAUAUAUUUCUUAAUUCCAUUCUUUUACUUUUAGAUUUGUGUGUGUUGUUGUGAAUUAUUAGAUACUACUGCACUGUUGGAGCUAGGAACACAAAAGCAUUUCGCUACACCCGCAAUAACAUCUGCGAAAUAUGUGUAUGUGACCAAUAACAUUUGAUUUGAUUUGAACAGCCUAAUUAACUCUAUGCGAAGGAGAUGUCGCGCUGCGUGAGGCAAAUUCUGGUCACACCAGAUACUGACUGGUUUUCUGAUCCACGCCUCUACCUUUUUUUUUUUAAGGUAUCUGUGACCAACAGAUGCAUAUCUUUAUUCCGAGUCAUGUGAAAUCCAUAUAUUAUGGCCUGAUGAAUUUUUUUCAGUUGACUGAUUUCCUUAUGAACUGAAACAAAGUAAAACCUUUGAAAUUGUUGCAUGUUGCGUUUUAUAUUUUUGUUCAGUGUAUUAAAGUAAGGUACCUAAUUGUUACCCAGUAAAUUAUUUGAUAUUGAUAUUAAAAUGUCUGCAUUGGACCUUUAAACAAGUCUUUUAAAGACCGUUUCAAUGCUGUUCCUGAUUCUAACCCCGCCAUAUAUGUUCAUAUUCCCACAGGAGAGACCUCCAACCCAGGUUCAGACAGUGAGCCCAGUUCCACAGCAUCAGGAAACCAUAAACAACACAGACAGAGGAACUCAAGACAGAAACAUCACCAUUGCAUGGACUGCUUCACUAGUUUCUAUGAGCCAGAGGAGUUGAGAAGGCACACUUGUAGGCCCCACCCCUGCUCAGAUUGCAGAGGCAGUUUUAUUUGUCCAACUCACCUCAAAUCAAAACAUACUCAAAAAAGGAAGAUGUAUCUAUGUGGUCAAUGUGGGAAGAGAUUUCAAACACCAAGCAAACUAAAGACGCACCAGAGAACUCACACAGGAGAGAAGCCAUACCACUGCUCUGUUUGUGGGAAGGGUUUCAGUCAGUCGAACCAACUAAAGACACACCAGAGAACUCACACAGGACAGAAGCCUUACCAUUGUACUCAGUGUGGAAAGAGUUUCAGUUGGUUACACAGCCUGACGACACACCAGAUAACGCACACAGGGGAGAAGCCAUACCACUGCUCUCAAUGUGGAAAGCAUUUCAGUCUGGUAGGAAACCUAAAGAGACACCAGUUAACCCACACAGUAGAGAAGCCUUACCGCUGUUCUCAUUGUGGAAAGAGUUUCAGUCAGUUACACAACCUAAAGACACACCAGUUAAUUCACACAGGAGAGAAGCCAUACCACUGCUCUCAAUGUGGGAAGGAUUUCAGUCAUCCAAAAGACUUAAAGUCACACCAGAGAACUCACACAGGAGAGAAGCCGUUCCACUGCGCCCAAUGUGGAAAGAGUUUCAGUCAGUUAUCAACACUGAAAAAACACCAGCUGACUCACACAGGAGAGAAGCCUUAUCACUGCUCUCAAUGUGGGAAGCGUUUCACCAGGUUAUAUCAACUGAAGGCACACCAGAUAACUCACAUAGAAGAUAAGCCUUACCACUGCUCUCAAUGUGGGGAUAGUUUCACCAGUUUAUAUUUCCUAAAGAAACACCAGCUAAUUCACACGGGAGAAAAGGCAUUCCAGUGCUCCCAGUGUGGGAAGAGUUUCGGACAAUCAUCAACCCUGAAGACACACCAGAUAACUCACACAGGAGAGAAGCCGUUCCACUGCUCCCAGUGUGGGAAGAGUUUCAGUCAUUCAUCAACUCUGAAGACACAUCAGAUAACUCACACAGGAGAGAAGCCUCACCGCUGCUCCCAGUGUGGGAAGAGUUUCAGUCAAUCAUCAACUUUGAAGAAACAUCAGAGAACUCACACAGGAGAAAAUCUGUGUCAUCAUAUCUGAAGACACUAGCUUAUUCACAUAGGGGAGAAGCCUUAACUCUGCUAUCAAUGUGGGUAAAGUUUCACCAGUUUAUAUUAAUAACAUAAAAUACCAACUAAUUAUGACUAACAAUAACUUACCUGGUUAAAUAAAUGCAAAGGAGUGUGGAACCUGCUCCCUUUGUGGAAAGCUUCGGUCAGUCAUCAAAUUUGAAGACACACCAUUUAACUCUCACAGCUGAGAAACCGUACCACUGCUCUCUGUGAGGAAAAGGUUCAGUCGCGUAGGAGACAUAAAGAAACACCAGCUAACUCGCACCAGAGAGAAGCCUUACCAUGUUCUGGAGUUUCAAUAUUGUUUAUUGAAAUAAAGCUGGUAUGAUGAUAACGGUUUAUUGUGAACAUAUCACUAUUUCAGGAAUCACCAAAAAGGCAGCACUGCAGAGAAAAGGCGGUUUUACAGAAACUGUAUUGAUUUUAUUGGUGAUUAGGGGACAUGGUUUGUCAUUGUCAGUAUUUCCACUAAACAGCUGUCUGUUUUGGAAUGCAAUACUUUUAUAACAGCAGACCUUCAGCAGACAUCCAGUUGAUUUUCUAGAGGACGCGCCCACAACGGACAAUUCAGUGAAGUUGUAUUUGCCGUUGUGGAAUCCGUAGCUAAUAUCUGUCCGUAGAGAAUCCUCAGUAAUCAGACAUCAUAUCCAUAGCUAAUAUCUGUCCAUAGAGAAUCCUCAGUGAUCACAGACAUAAUAUCCAUAGCUAAUAUCUGUCCAUAGAGAAUCCACAGUAAUCACAGACAUCAUAUCCACAGCUAAUAUCUGUCCAUAGAGAAUCCUCAGUGAUCACAGACAUAAUAUCCAUAGCUAAUAUCUGUCCAUAGAGAAUCCACAGUAAUCACAGACAUCAUAUCCAUAGCUAAUAUCUGUCCAUAGAGAAUCCUCAGUGAUCAGACAUCAUUUCCAUACCUAAUAUCUUCUAGUUGGAUUUCUAUAAUCUUUUUUUUCUUCCUAAAGCUAAAAAAAUAAAAUGUAAUUUAGUCACAAAUAUAUGCAACAAAAACUUCUAAAUGGCAGAAAAUAACCAAAAAUGAAUAAACAUAUUGUAUUUCAAUUAUUAAGCUCAGUCUCCUGUCUCACUUUAUUAUGGAGGGUUGAAGGUUAAUUAUUUCUGGUGCUUUACAGGUAGACUAUACUGUAAGGAUAAUAUACACUCUAAGGCAGUGGCGGUCGGUGCUGUUUAAGAUGAGGAUGAUAAUUUUUUAUAAGCAUGGCUUCAUUUCUAUUACAGCAUAUUGGAUGACUGUCAUUCAUAUUCCAUUCACCCAGAUCAAUGUAACCUCGAUAGGUUUAGGCUGCUACAUGAUACAAAAAAGUUCACUAUACGCGUCAUUAGGUUGCUACAACCUGGCCUCCGAAUGAAAGUUUAAAACAUAGGUGCACAGGUAUAGAUAAUUCAGAGUAAUCAAGGUGACAGACAGUGACACAUUCAAUACCGCAUUGCACACUUGCCUGCAUCUAGCUGAUCUAUGGUGUAAUCAUUAGUCAUCAGUCCAACAAUUGCAAAUUAGAGUUUCUAUUGGACAAAGGUAUGUUUAUCCCCGUUUCGUUCCAUUUGCUUCCGUUUAAGAAAAGUUUUUCAACAGAAUCUACGGAAUGAACACACCCCUGAUCACACGCAAAACAGUUCACUUUCAUAGCAGCCACUUAAAAACAGAACGAUCACUUUGCUCGUUGUAUAUAUAAUUCCUUCUCGCAACUAUCUACGCGCUCUCCUCCUCUCACCUUUUCCCUUCGCUUGUGGACUUCAGUGCACAACACAUCAGCUGUCUGUGACCAGGCGAAAAAACCUUUCCAAGGCAAACCCUUAUGAUGACCACUACACACAGUCUACAUCAUUGCCUACUAGAACUAACACGUUAAUAAACCCGCUACAAUCAUGCAGUACAGUGUACAUUCAGAAAGCAGUGUAGCAGUUACACCGGCGGGCCCCGGUGGCAAUAAAUUAAUAAAACCAAAAGCCAUAGCCAGAUAGCUAACAUAACAUCCCUCUCUGUUUGAGCCGGGUGUUUGAGUAGGCAAAACUAGCUAGCUGCAUUUGCUAGCUAAGUGAAAGUAAAACAAAAAAAAUGUACAACCAAAUAUAGCUAUCUCUCCCUCUCUCUCUCUUCUUAAUUUUGGAAGAAAUUAAUUUGUUAACUGUUCAACUAUUGUGUUUCUCUCUCUUUGAGUCAACUACUCACCACAUUUUAUACACUGCAGUGCUAGCUAAUUGUAGCGUAUGCUUUCAGUACUAAAUUAAUUAUCUGAUCCUUUGAUUGGGUGUAUAACAUGUCAGUUCAUGCUGCAAGAGCUCUGAUAGAUUGGAGGGCGUCCUCUGGAAGUUGUCAUAAUUACUGUGUAAGUCUAUGGAAGGGGGUGAGAACCAAGAGCCUCCUAGGUUUUGUAUUGAAGUCAAUGUACCCAGAGGAGGACAGAAGCUACUACUGUCAAAGUUCAAACUCAACGGGCCCUGUACAGGGCUCAAAACAACUGCUAAUAGUUUAACAGGUUACUAAGGCCUUUUCACACCAACUGAGUUGUGUUUGACUUGGUGAGAAAGGGCCUUUACAGGUGUAGCAGGUGUGGAGGACGGGGAUUGGAAAGUAGGCUGUCUGACCAAACUACACAACUAUGUGGAACAGUUAAUAUGUGGAACAGUUAAUAUGUGGAACAGAUAACAUGUGGAACAGAUAACAUGUGGAACAGUUAAUAUGUGGAACAGAUAACAUGUGGAACAAUAACCGUGAGUAACACAUGACAUAUGGUAAUGAUCACAGUAUUGGAGUAAAAAUGUAAAGGUUAAAGCAAUUAUAUAGUAAUUAAUGAUGAAUUAGAUUGUCAAUCAAGCAAUCAAAUACCUUUUACAUGUAGAAUGUUUUUAACAAAUGAACAUAUUAUUAAGUGAAAGUGCUGAAUAGUACCAGAGCUUAAACCCUUAUAGACCCUAGCAUGUCUUGGGGAUCCCCUGUUAUUGGUAAUGGUGAGAGGUUAGCGUGUCUUGGGGAUCCCCUGUUAUUGGUAAUGGUGAGAGGUUAGCAUGUCUUGGGGAUCCCCUGUUAUUGGUAAUGGUGAGAGGUUAGCAUGUCCCCUGCUAUUGGUGAUGGUGGAAGGUAAGCAUGUCUUGGUGGUCCCCUGUUAUUGGUAAUGGUGAGAGAUUAGCAUGUCUUGGGGAUCCCAUGUUAUUAGUAAUGGUGAGAGGUUAGCAUGUCUUGGGGUUCCCCUGUUAUUGGUAAUGGUGAGAGGUUAGCAUGUAUUGGGGUUCCCCUGUUAUUGGUAAUGGUGAGACGUUAGCAUGUCUUGGGGAUCUCCUAUUAUUGGUAAUGGUGAGAGGUUAGCAUGUCUUGGGGAUCCCCUGUUAUUGGUAAUGGUGAGAGCUUAGCAUAGUUUGGGGAUCCCCUGUUAUUGGUAAUGGUGAGAGGUUAGCAUAUCUUGGAGGUCCCCUGCUAUUGGUAAUUGUGAGAGGUUAGCAUGUAUUGGGGAUCCCCUGUUAUUGGUAAUGGUCAAAGGUUAGCAUAUCUUGGAGGUCACCUGUUAUUGGUAAUGGUGAGAAGUUAGCAUGUCCCCUGUUAUUGGUAAUGAUGAGAGGUUAGCAUCUCUUGGGGAUCCCCUGUUAUUGGUAAAAGUGAGAGGUUAGAAUGUCUUGGAGGUCCCCUGUAAUUGAUAAUGGUGAGACGUUAGCAUGUCUUGGGGAUCUCCUAUUAUUGGUAAUGGUGAGAGGUUAGCAUAUUUUGGAGGUCACCUGCUAUUGGUAAUUGUGAGAGGUUAGCAUGUAUUGGGGAUCCCCUGUUAUUGGUAAUGGUCAAAGGUUAGCAUAUAUUGGAGGUCCCCUGCUAUUGGUAAUUAGGAGAGGUUAGCAUGUUUUGGGGAUAACCUGUUAUUGGUAAUCGUGAGAGGUUAGCACGUCUUGGGGAUCCCCUGUUAUUGGUAAUGGUGAGAGGUUGGCAUGUUUUGGGGGUAUGAUCUUUGUGCCUCUGUAAAUGUCACACUCACCAUUAUUCACGAUUUGUUCAGCAUGAUCUGUAACCAUGGUAGCAUCCUCAUUAAUGUAGAAGGGUUCAGAAACAUAUUCUAUAUUUUCAAUUAGUGACUCCAAAAUGAAACAACACAUUAUUUACCAUUCAUUUAUAUUGGGCACAACAUAAUCUGAAGCAAAACUAAAACAAACUGCAAAUGCAUCCUAUAAAUUUGUAGAGUCCCACGCUUGAUGUAGUCAUUGCAUGCUAGGAAUAUAGAACCAAGCACUAAACUUUUGACUACUUUAAUACACAUAUACUGUAAGUGACACCUUCAAAUGGAAGGACUCGAUACAUAAAGUGCUUUCAUUUUGUGAAGGAACAUUUUAUGUUUGUGCUUUUCUAAUAACCAAUUUGACUGGGCUCAUGCAAGUGACUGAUUGAUCAUGCCUGGGAGGAAUCCUUACUAUCAGUAUAAGCAAUUUGUCUGUACGCCCAGAACAUUGUUUUGAUGACCGAAAGGGGUGUCUCAGUUUCAAGGUCUCAGGUAUUGGUCGGUCACAUGCAUGAACCAAACGUUAAUGAUGAAUUAAUGAUGAAUAAUGUAUAAGCUAAAUCAUGCAAAUAUAACUUGUCUGUGUAAGUAGUAUAUAAGAGAACUUGAUUCAUUUAAGAUUGACUUCAGGUGUAUUUUAAUAGUAGUGUUAAAUAAUACACAUUGGCAGUUAAGCGUAUUAUAUUAUGACUGUUGCCUUCCGUUGUGAUGGUGAUGAUGUUUGUUUUGAUUAUAAUUGUUAGGUGGAGGUUGCUAGCUACAAUGUUACCUUCAACCUAUCCUAGCCUUUAGCUAGAUAGCUGCUCUGCACUGCAAGCUAACUUGACUUGCAAUAAAAUUAGAGAAACAAGUUGAUGAAAAAGUAACUAUACAAAACAUGUUUUAUUAUCACCUGAAACAAUAUAUUUAUCCUGUCUUGAAUGAAAAGGUCAUAUUUUGCUAUCUCCCCAAAUAAAUGUGAUCUCUGAUGAGAGACAGGCUCUCCUCCAUCUUGCAUUACAAACACUAGACUUGUCCAUUGAUAUAGGUAAUGAAAUACGUCACGAUGUCUGCUUAGGAGUGUUUUAACAAUGCAUCUUUCUUACAACGGCCAAAGAUGUAACAUGCUUUUCCCUAAACACCACGAAGAGAAAACAUUUGAAAAGUGUAUCGUUGAGGCACGUGUCAACACUGAUAGGAUCUAAAGAUAGGCAGCACUGCUCUCUGUGCCCUGAAUGCCCCCUUUAACUUUUAUUUUCACAUUUUGCUGCCUUAAAAUUUAAUCUGAAAAAUUAUUUGAUUGUAUUAUUUUUCCUACAGAUCUACACAACCUACUUAACAUUUACUAAGUGAAAAGGUUCUAUAAUUUAGCAAAUUAAGAAAAAAUAACUGAAAUAACAUAAUUUGAGUUAAUACUUGGUGGAAGAACAUUUGGCAGCCCUUACAGCUGUGAAUCAUUUGGAAUAAGAUUUUACCAACUUUGCACAACUCUAAGGGCUACACAUAUCAAUUGUUUUUGUCAACAUUGCUCAAGCUCAAUAUAUUUGUUUGGGAAUCAUUGAUGGAUUGCAAUAUUUAAGCCUUGUUUCUGAUUUUUAAGCAAAUUUAAGUCAGGACUGAGACUGGACCAUUCAGGAACACUCAACACCUCUACGAAAUCCAUUUGGACGUCUUUGGCAAAAACAUUUGUGUAAUUGUCUCGCUGAAAAAUAAAAUUAUCCCAGGGUUUUCAGAAGACUGAGGCUGGUUUUCCUAUAACCUUUUACCUGGGCUUUGCUCCUUUCAUAUUUAAUUGGAUCCUGACAAAAUCCCCACUCCCUGCCAACUGCAAGCAUACCCAUAACAUGAUGCUGCCACAACAAUACUUGAAAAUAGUGUUUCACUCUUUGUUGUGUUGGAUUGGAUUUGACCCAACUUUGUCGUUUUAUAUUUAUGCCAAAAGUAUUGUCUUGCAGUACUACUUAACAGCCUUGUUGCAAACAGAAUUGAUUAUUUGGAGUGAAUUUUUUUAAUACACUUUUCUUUCUUUUCACUUUGUCACACACAGGUGGUGAAAAAGUACCCAAUUGUCAUAUUUGUGUAAAAGUAAAAAUACCUUAAUAGAAAAUGACUGAAGUAAAAGUCACCCAGUAGAAUUCUGCUGGAGUAAAAGUAUUUGGUUUAAAAUAUACUUCAGUAUCAAAAGUAAAUGUAAUUGCUAAAAUAUACUUAAGUGUCAAAAGUAAAAGUAUAAAUCAUUUCAAAUGUCUUAUAUUAAGCAGACCACCAUAUAAAUAUAUUAAUUUACAGAUAGCCAGGGGCACACUCAGACAUCAUUUACAAAUGAAGCAUGUGUGUUUAGUGAGUCCGCCAGAUCAGAGGCAGUAGGGAUGACAUGGGAUGUUCUGUUGAUAAAUGCGUGAAUUUGACAAUUUUUCUGUCCUGCUAAGCAUUUAAAAUGUAACGAGUACUUUUGGGUGUCAAGGAAAAGGUAUGGAGUAAAAAGUACAAUAUUUACUUUAGGAAUGUAGUGAAGUAAAAGUAAAAGUUGUCAAAAAUAUAAAUAGUGAAGUAAAGUGCAGAAACCCCCCCCAAAACUACUUAAGUAGUACUUUAAAGUAUUUUUACUUAAAUACUUUACACCGCUGGUCAUACAGGCCGGUAAUAUGGAGUGAAUGCAAUGAUGUUGAUCCCUUUUGUAUUUUAAAGUAUCGUGGUGGCAGCAUCAUGUUAUGGAUAUGCUUGUCACCGGCAGGGAAGUGGAUUAUGAAUAGGUUCUGAAAGAGGGAACAUGAACUACUUGAGAAAGGAAAAUUAGCUAGAAAGUCACAGUCUUGUAUGCCACAUUAUUGUAGCUAUUAUAAAGCUAUUCCUCCUGAAACUUGAACAAAUAUAGAUUUUCAUGACAUUUAAUCCACAGAUGGGUCCUUUGGAGGAAGGAUUGUUGACAUAUAUUUAACGUUUGUAUCUUAAAGCAUAAUUGAGAAUAACUAAUUGAAGUUGGAACAUUCAGUAAAGGCUGAACGGAACAUGACGAGAGGUGGGGAGGGUGUUGUUUUUCUCCAAUCAAGUUGAUUGUUGAAGUUACAUCGACAUUGUUGUCAUAUUGGCUUAGGUGUGAUGGUAGAAAUAACUUUAACAUUGAGCAUUGAUCAAUGCUUAUUUAAGAAGCCGGUGGCUGACGGCUUCUUAAUGUUAUGAUACGGUUUGCCUAAUGAACACAACCCUGAUUCUGAUCCAACAAAUUACAUUUAACAUUAUUGAGAUGAUUGUGAUAUUAAAGUUGACUGUUAUUAUGACUGUUUGACAUAUUAUGACUUUUUGGUAUAUGACCCUGUUAGUGGGACAAUUUGCAGGAGUAUAAAGCAGAGGCUCCUAUCAUCAGGUCUUCAGUCAUCCCAGAUAUAACAGCUGCCAUAGAGGUCAAGGCUAUUACCAAAGCAGCAGUUAAACUGGACAACCUUCUAUUCAACUCAUUCACAGGCAGACAGGAACACUCCAUUUUCCCCAUUAUUUAAAUCAGUCUUCCAAUAGCUAGGACGAGUCCCCUGCUCUCCCAGAGACGCGUGUGUUCCAACAGCUGCAGCUGAAGGGAGGGUGUGGGAUUCCCAGUUUUAUUGAUGUUCUCUGUUAUGGACUUUACUUUUCUUGUCCUUGACUGUGUCUUCCUGCAAUCUCUGUUGUGUUUACAAUUGAAGGUCUAAAAAAUAAAGAUGUCCAAAAAGAAGCAGGUAUUUGACUGGUCCGUUUAAUAAUGGCUAUAACAGGUAUACGUCUGUUUCAUAUAUGGUCAUAUCCUCUGGUGCACGGCUCAAAUGGCAUCAGAUCUGCCAAUAAAGCAAAACCAAAUUACUUUAGAUAUGUUGCUGUGGAAGCUGGAUGUAUUUCUGACACACCCGUUUCUGACCAUGGCCAUAUUGGGAUUGGAAAUGAUCUGUUGCUUUGGUUCGCUUCUUGUAACUCUGCUAUCGACUGUAUGGGAACAAAUUGGAGUUUCAAGAACCGCUCAGCAGAUGUGGUUUGAUACCAUCUCUAUGACGGAGGGUAAUAAAGCAAUCCAAAACAGCUUUAGGCUGCAUGUAUUUCUGACACCCAGUUUGGAACAUGGCCAUGUUUGGAAAAGGUCACUGGCAGGGGGUAAUCAUUUUGGAGUUGUUUGUCUUAAGAUCUUUAAAGCUGAAAAACACAACAGCUCCACAUUUGAUCCAAGUGUUUAUCCUUGUAAAUGUAUUAGAUUAAUAUUACAUUUAACCCUCCAUUAACUUCACACUGCAUGCUGAAAGGUGAAGACCUGUACCUCCUUCUUUAAGAGGCUCCUCUGUCCUCCACUCGUUACCUGUAUUAAUGGCACCUGUUUGAACUUGUUAUCAGUAUAAAAGACACCUGUCCACAACCUCAAACAGUCACACUCCAAACUCCACUAUGGCCAAGACCAAAGAGCUGUCAAAGGACACCAGAAACAAAAUUGUAGAUCUGCACCAGGCUGGGAAGACUGAAUCUGCAAUAGGUAUGCAGCUUGGUUUGAAUAAAUCAACUGUGGGAGCAAUUAUUAGGAAAUGGAAGACAUACAAGACCACUGAUAAUCUCCCUCGAUCUGGGGCUCCACGCAAGAUCUGACCCCGUGGGGUCAAAAUGAUCACAAGAACGGUGAGCAAAAAUCCCAGAACCACACGGGGGGACCUAGUGAAUGACCUGCAGAGAGCUGGGACCAAAGUAACAAAGCCUACCAUCAGUAACACACUACGCCACCAGGGACUCAAAUCCUGCAGUGCCAGACGUGUCCCCCUGCUUAAGCCAGUACAUGUCCAGGCCCGUCUGAAGUUUGCUAGAGUGCAUUUGGAUGAUCCAGAAGAGGAUUGGGAGAAUGUCAUAUGGUCAGAUGAAACCAAAAUAGAACUUUUUGGUAAAAACUCAACUCGUCGUGUUUGGAGGACAAAGAAUGCUGAGUUGCAUCCAAAGAACACCAUACCUAUUGUGAAGCAUGGGGGUGGAAACAUCAUGCUUGGGGCUGUUUUUCUGCAAAGGGACCAGGACGGCUAAUCCGUGUAAAGGAAAGAAUGAAUGGGGCCAUGUAUCGUGAGAUUUUGAGUGAAAACCUCCUUCCAUCAGCAAGGGCAUUGAAGAUGAAACGUGGCUGGGUCUUUCAGCAUGACAAUGAUCCCAAACACACUGCCCGGGCAACGAAGGAGUGGCUUCGUAAGAAGCAUUUCAAGGUCCUGGAGUGGCCUAGCCAGUCUCCAGAUCUCAACCCCAUAGAAAAUCUUUGGAGGGAGUUGAAAGUCUGUGUUGCCCAGCGACAGCCCCAAAACAUCACUGCUCUAGAGGAGAUCUGCAUGGAGGAAUGGGCCAAAAUACCAGCAACAGUGUGUGAAAACCUUACAGAAAACGUUUGACCUAUGUCAUUGCCAACAAAGGGUAUAUAACAAAGUAUUGAGACACUUUUGUUAUUGACCAAAUACUUAUUUUCCACCAUCAUUUGCAAAUAAAUUCAUUUUGUCUGUCAUAGUUGACGUGUACCUAUGAUGAAAAUUACAGGCCUCUCUCAUCUUUUUAAGUGGGAGAACUUGCACAAUUGGUGGCUGACUAAAUACUUUUUUCCCCACUGUAUGCUGUGGAACACAGAGAGAUCCGAUACAGGCCAGCACAUUAUUCUGACCUUAUUAGUCAACCAUGAGGUCCUCACAUUGCUGACACCGUAAUAUAUUUAAAGCGAGAUAUGUGAUCUGGGAAAUAAGAUCUGUAUUAACUGAGCCAAGAUUGGUUGUUUUGUGGAUCCAUGCCACAGCAUGUGACAUUUCAUUUCCAGAUUUAGAUUUUUACUGGCUGUGACAUUUUAAUGGAUUGAGUCAUGGAGGAAAAAAAUGCUGAUGUGAGCAAAGGCUCUGGGGUGUCUCAGGCAAACUCCUGCCUGUGGUGAUAAAACUACUUUGCGAUCAUUUAAAGCACCCUUAAAAUGUAUUGGAUCAAGAGUUACUAUCCGAUCCUCCCAAGGCCCUGCUAAAAUACAUUUAAAAUGUCAAUAACAGAUUUAUAAUGAGAGUUUACUCAAGUGCUUAAUGACAUUUGUCAGUUAAUAACAGUAUAUAAGGGGCCUGCAACUCCUGUUCUGGACAGCCCAUCCACAUGGCGUGCAGGCUCUUGUUCCACCCCAGCUCUAACACAGUGGGUUCAGCUAAAUCAGAGAGGAAGUGGCGAAGUGAGAGGUUUUACUCCUCUCAAAAUAUGCCCACGAACAUAAGUCCACAAUGAGAGAGUGUUGAAUUUGGUCAACAAAAAAUGGAAUUGAUCAUUUGCUACUUAAGGCUUAUUUGAUCUAAUAAAAGUUUUGUAAUGGUUAGGUUGUUGAGAACGCCCUGAUAUAAGUGGACGCAUGUGGCAUUUCAGUUGUGCCUGUUGUCAUAGAGAUAGAUAGAGGACUCAUCAUGGAUGUAACCUGUUUUAACAUGGACAUUGCCAUUGAGAGCUUCCACCAUUUUAAAAUAGUCAACUGGGUGGGGAUUCCUAUGAGUUGGGAGCCGUCAGCCAAUGAAGAAUAAUACAACUGAUACUUUAAAAUAGAUUUAGCCUCAAUGACGCUGUGCAUGCUGUCACAGAUGCUAUAAUGACACAGAUAGAUGUAUGUAUAUAUGUUAAUUCUUACAUUCAUGCCCUCAGUUUAUGCUAAAUGCUAUUGCUCCUUUCUUAUGUUUAUCCUGGUAGUCUCCUAAAUGUGUAGCUAUAUGUUACGUCCAUUCCCUUUACCUGGUCACCUGGUACUACCUGGUCAUUCAUUCACCUGUGUUCCUAAUAUGUUUCCCUCUUGUUUCCCUUCCAGACCACCACAUCCUUCCACAACUUAACCUUCCUACCAGCUUUACAAGCUCCAACUCUUAA